UUGCUAUGUUAGUACCACUGUAGAAUGACGGUUAGUUAUUAAAUGUGUUUUUGAGUGAAGUUUUAAACUAUGUGCCCAUUUUAAUUUGUGUAGAUUUUAUAUUUAUGUACAAGUUAUAGACUGUUAGAGAGUUAUAUCCACAAUGGCACAAUACGAUUUAUACAAUUCACCAAGCUUCCUUCCCAUCAAAGGGGACUCGGAUUCUAGUUCUUCCAGUAGUAGCAAUUACAACAGUUAUGAACUCUAUAAGGAUAUGCAGAGAAUACCUAAUGUCCCUAUGCCAAGUUCACUCAACAAGCGUAAACGACUUUUUACGGCAGGAAGUCCAAAAAGAACCAAGAAACUACAUGAUUACUUAAUGCAGGCAAAACUGUCCCUAGUAACAAGUACGCCGAGGGUGGACGAAGCAUACUGCACUUCAGGUUUUACCUGCGGGUUGUCACCUGUCGCUCUACGACGAGACAGCAUUAUUCACAUUAAUGGACGCAAAUCAACAAAUAUAAACAAUAACAAUUGCUCUGUAAAGGUGGCCCCAAGACAUCGGAUGUCCCUUAAAAAUAUCAAACUAAAAAAGAGAAAAGGUAAAAGAAUUGGUACAAAGGUACACAAACGAACGAAUAAAGCAAUUAAUACAGGCCCAGGAAAUUGUACUCCAACCUACUAUGAAGAGAGGGAAACUCAAACCUCGAAUUCCUGUUGGGCAGAUGGGAAGACCGAAGAAAAAUGUAUCUCCAAUCCGAUCAAUUUGCUUAAAGACAAAUUGAUUGGAAACACUGACGUGCUUAGAAAUUCUUUCAGUGAAAGAAUACAAAGCAUACAGUCGCCUCGGUCUCCAUUUAAAAUUAAUAAUUCUAUUUCUAAAAUUGUGUCCAACAUUGAUCGUCUGUCGUAUUCUCCAGCUUCUCCAAUAUCUACAGGCAGCGACAAGGUUGAGAAUGGUAAAGAAAUAUUUAAGUAUCCACAAAAAGAUAAUUGGGAAGUUAAAGAAAAUACAAUGGGUGAUAAAAGAAGUGUUAAUGAUCACUGUGGCGUUGUAAAAGAAAAGGAAGUGCCCAAGAUCUCAGAGUGUUUAAUUGAAGAAAAUCGAUCUACUUUGUCAAAUAUGCCAACUAAUGACAGAGUGUUAAGAAGUAGAAGUAGGACACCUCAGAUUCCAGAAAUUUGCAUAGAACAAAAAAAGCGGCGUACAACGAAAAAAAAGAAAGGUGCACCUGGUAGCAACAUUGCUAAUUCAGAUUCGGAAAUGAAAGUAAGUUCACCGAGUGAAAGCCGUCACCACACUUUAGAAGGUUCCCAUUUAAACCCAUCUAGUUUUAUUAAUUGCAACCGACUGCAUUCGAGACUGACUUCUCGGCUGUUGAGUGAUUGUUCGAGUGUUAGUAGUGAACCUGAAAAUAAACAACGUACCUUAGAAGGUUUUCAUUUGAAUCCAACCAGUUUUGUUAAUUGCAAUCGAAUGCGUACGAGACAGGCUUCUCGGUUAUUGAGUGAAUGUUCCAGUGUUAGUACAGAACAUACUCUCAGAGCUAUCCCUGAGAAUCUCUCUGAAAGCGUGGUGGAAGAUAGAAAAAAUAGUAAAACUAACAAUACAAAGAGGAAAAAAGAAGUUAAACAGGGUAAUAAUACCCAAGAUCAAGACACAAAAAUCAACUCUGAAAAGUACAAUCUGGUGGACAGAGAAAAUAGCAGUACUAAGAACAAAACAGCAGAUAGUGCCAGUAGUUUAGAAAACAAUCAGAAUUCUGUGAUUCACUUGACGGACUGCAGAGUGGAAUGCGUCAAAUUGUCACGCAACAAAUGUCAAGAAUCUAAGGAAGUUGAUAUUGUCAGAGAGAAAGGUGGUGGAAGCGUACAGAACUUUGAAAUAAGUAGACAAAGCUAUUUUACAGAAACGAUACCGGAAAGAUCAGCUUGUGCAACAAAUUAUGAAGAACAAAAUCAUUGUGUACCUCAAACGGAAAACACAAUUUACAGUGCCGCAAUAAAUGAUAAACAGGAAAUCAUUGAUGUAAAGGAUGAUGAUCUGACAAUAGAUCAAAUUAAUGUUUCCGCAACUGGGUCACUGUCUCGAGCAUUAAGGGAAAGAUGUGAUAUUGUAAAAGAUCUUAUUGAUAACGGCGCACCUGAUGUAGAAGAUAUUGAAUGUGUCAAAGAGCAACAUGUGCAAAGCCUACCCACAGGUACCAACGUGCAAACCAGAAAUAUGAAAAAGAGGACAUGUUCAAUUACCACCCAACCUAGUGAAUCAGGACAUAACACAAACGGUUCACAAGUUAAUCACAAUCCAGCUGAGUUUGUGAUACCCACAAAAGGGACAAAAGUUCCAAGUAAAACAAAUAAGAAGCCAAACACUCGAAGAAAGACAAACGCUAAGAAACCACCGCCAAAUGAUACAUCUGAAGACACGCCUAUAACCAACAAUUCUAAACGUAACAAUAGGAAUUCCACACAAAGAAAGACAACAAAUGAGCACAUUGUGCUAAAGCAGUAUAUACGUACCCGCAAAUCAGGAUUCGUUCGACUUGAAGAGACACAGCCAAGUUACUCGGAGGAUAGUACUGCAAAUGACACCGGUAGACCAAGACGAACCGCUAGACCUCCAAGGGCAUUCAUUCAAGCAACAUUUGUGGAUACUAGACAUAUCCGAAAACUGUCAAGCGCAAGUACUGUAUCAACGAACUCUGAUAGGAAAAACACAACUAGAAAAACAUCCACUACCAGUACAAGGAGAAAACGGACUACUAAAAUUAAUGUUUCGAUUAAAAGUGACACGAUAGAUAAUGAUCAUGUAAAUGAGACAAAUGCGACCAAGAGGAGGAAGGAAACGAAAACAUCUCCCAAUCAGCGAAAACACCAAGCUACAAAAACGGAUGUAUCUCCUAAUGGGAAGAGAACAGAGAUACUUCAUAGUGUUGAUCAAGACACUAUGCCAAAUUUCACCACAACUGAAAACUGCGAACCUAGUACACGUAGUCACGAUUUCCCUCAAGCAUAUACACUGCCUACCUUGCCUGAUGAUUCUAAUAUUCCCGCUGGUAUAAAUGAAACGGGAGUUACUGCGUUGGACGGAAGUGCUGACGACACUAUCGUGCCAAUAGAGGAUAAUGCAGAAGUGAGCAGUACACCAAAAGUUAUAAUUCUUCAAAACAUGCCUAUUCCAAGUGGAAGUAAAGUCAAAAGUCGAGAAGGUGGUUCCAAAAUCAACAAUUCUGAGAACGAAAAUUAUGGUCAAAAGGGUGCCGUAGGUCCGAGCCACUCUACGGAUCAUAUUAUUCAAGCAGUAGUCAACAACCAAAGCACACCAUUACAAUGGUUUGCCGAUCCACCACAGCUUGAUGCAUCUCAAAAUAUCAGUGUGAUGUUUUGUUUAACGAACUUGAAAUCUCACAUGUGCACCAGUUCCUGUGGAUUCAUACUGUAUGGACCUGGCCAAAAGAAAUCUAGUUUUCCAAAAAACCACGCACUUGUGUACAAGGUGGAAAGGGGAAAUGCUGAAGUAACACAACAGUUUAUUACAAGAACCUUUGGCGUUAGUGCAUGCUUCUACAUACCCUUAGGUUCACCCUAUACAAUAAAAAACUUAAGUGAUACUGAACCUUUAAUUUUAUUUUUUACAAAAAUAGGGAGUCUUUCGUAAUUUGAUUAAAUAUUGUUCAUAUUGUGUAUAUUUUAACUAUGUAUUUAAUUUUAAAUUUUGAUUUAUGUGUAUUCUAAAAAGUUUGGAAUAAAAAACUAUCCAAUUUUUA
Photinus pyralis (common eastern firefly) is the source of this 3746-nucleotide messenger RNA. RefSeq lists its product as uncharacterized. NCBI's taxonomy places the organism in Eukaryota, Metazoa, Arthropoda, Insecta, Coleoptera, Lampyridae. Bases 143 to 3637 code for a protein of 1164 amino acids. The record is from RefSeq and is a predicted model, not a curated record. The transcript has 10 exons.